UCUUGUUCAUGGUGUAUGUGUAAAAGCAUGGCCUCGCAGGAUGUUGCAAGUUUCUUCCAGCCUCUCUCCUCCUGGAUGUCACGGUUCUAUGAGGCUCUCCAAGAAGCAGGAGACACCAUAUCUUCUUCCUUUGCCAGUAUGGGAAACACAGCAGAUCACGCUGCAAAUGAAGAAGGGGAUGGAGGCUUAGAAAAUAGCGAUGAGUCUUAUGAACAUGGUUCUGAAGGUUCAGACAAUGAAAGCACCUUUAGCCAGGUGAGUGAGGAAUCUGAUCACUUUCCAUCAUCCUAUCAUGAUGAACUGGAGUCAUCUUCUGCUUCAAAUCUGGGUCCAUAUUGGUAUGAAGGGAAAAGGCGCAACCUCCAGAUCUCGGAGGAAUAUCUGGAUGAUGAUUCUCUGGAUUCCCAUGGAGCCUGCCAAACCUACAAGGGUUACGAAACUAUGGAAACUCUUCCGACCAUCCCAGAGGAAGAGGAGCACCUCCUUUCCAAGCAGAGUAAAACGCUUCCACAGACCAGGGAUGUGAACAGCUAUGGGGAGGAUGAAGACCUAACAACAUCCUCAGACAGCGAUGAUGAGGUGAUUAAGCAGUUCGAGAUCUCUGUUUCACGUUCACAGAGCUUUCGGUCAGGAGUUUCCGAGAAAGGAACCCAAGCGGGUUUAGAACGCAGGCCAAAAUUCAAUCGCUUGCUGUCUAACCAUGAAGAGUACAGCUCAGAGGUCUCUGAAUGCGAAGAUCUGGAUGGAUUCAGCCAAUUGAGUUACCAAGACAACCUCUCUUAUCAUGAAGAUGACCAUCUAUCAUUCGAUUCAAGAACUGCAUCAGAAAGCAGAGGCUCUGGGCAACCCAAAGAUCCUGAUAUGGAGGUUAGUACGCUGCCAAGCCUCAGCCGCCAAGAAACUGAAGGGAGCUUAGAAAUGGAGACAGCUUUCAGCAAUCAAGGAUUUGAAGGGAAUGAUGCUACUGACAGCUCAUCGGCCUGGAGUCCGGAGGAACAUGAAGGAGCAAAUGUUCUUCCAGCUCAUCCUAGCCCCCAUGAGCCCAUUUCCAAGUGCGGAGACCUAGAUGUCAUCUUUGAUUAUAGGCCUUCCACCCAGAAGCUGCUGGUGACUGUCCUGGAGGCGAAGGAUAUCCCAGACAAGGAUCGCAGUGGAGUGAGCAGUUGGCAAGUCCAUCUGGUCCUGAUGCCUAGUAAGAAACAGAGGGGAAAGACAAGUGUCCAGAGAGGUCCCAACCCAACAUUCAAGGACAAGGUGACAUUCACUAAGUUAGCCCCUGAGGAGCUGAGCACCUAUGCCAUCCGAUUCCGCCUCUACUCUGUGCGCAAAUUGAUCAAGGAGAGGAUGAUGGGCGAACGGUUCUUUUAUCUUAGCAACCUCAACCAGGAGGGGGAGAUGAAGGUGACACUGGUUUUGGAGCCAAGAAGCAACUUGUGUAGCGGAGGCUCCCAGAUCAGUCUCUCAGCCAUCUCUCACAGUGACAGUGCUUCUUCAAACCAGUCCCUGUCACAUGGAGGUGUUCCAGAACUGCUGGUGGGGCUCUCCUACAAUGCUACAACAGGGCGAUUAUCGGUAGAGAUGAUCAAAGGAAGCCACUUCCGGAAUCUUGCUGUUAACAGGCCACCAGACACCUAUGGAAAGCUGUGCCUUCUCAACUCGGUUGGCCAGGAGAUGUCUCGCUGCAAGACUUCCAUCCGCCGAGGCCAACCUAACCCUGUCUACAGAGAGACUUUCGUCUUCCAGGUGGCCUUGUUUCAGUUGUCGGAUGUCACGCUGAUGAUCUCCAUCUACAACCGCAGGAGUAUAAAGCGCAAGGAGAUGAUCGGCUGGCUCUCCAUGGGUCAGAACAGUAGUGGAGAGGAAGAGCAAAAUCACUGGCAGGAGAUGAAAGAGUCCAAAUCCCAGCAAGUGUGCAGGUGGCACACGCUCCUGGAAUCCUAAAGGAAGUGCCCAUAGUUUUCAUACCUUGAGUGCAGGUUUUCUCUAGCUGGGCCCAAAGCACAGAGGUUGUCUCCCUGACAUUUGAUAUAUAAAGGAUCAUCCAUUUACAUGAUCACUGAACUUCCAAUGCUCUCUACCAUCACAAUUCUUGUCUUUUGCACUUCCCACCCAGUAACUAGUGCGAAUCUCUUGAAAUAAAACCCAGGCAGUUGGCAAAGGGAGAGCCAAAAGUUAAAAUCUGAUCAAUAUUGUAAUCCAGCACCAAACGUCAUUUCGAUGUCUCCAUUAGGAGUUAAAUAUUAUCUUGCCCUUGGCAACUUGGUCACAUAGAGAAAUCUGGAUGGCUGUGCUAGGAUGAAGAGGGACUUAAAGAUACACAAGGGACAGGGAGUAUCUUUUGGAAAACAUGUCAGUGCUCUCCUGAAACCCAUUUUUUCCUGUAGAAAAUAUUCAUGGGGAGAAUUUGACCUGUAAUAUUGCUUGUCCCAUUAUAACAUCUGAACUGUGGUUUCGAAACACCUGAAUGGAAUAUUUGACAGAAUAGUUACAUGGUCUGAGUCAAAUUAUAUAAACUUUAGCUUUAGGAGCUGCAGGGUAGGAUAGUAAGAAAAACUGGCUGGAAGGUUCCUCAUUUGGAGCCAUAAUAUGGCCUGUUCUAAAUCCUCAACACUCAGUAGACAUACUCCUUUGGUUUUCAUAUGUAUGAGGGUUAGAAACUUACUCUCCCACACACACACAUUUUAAAAGCUUGCUGUUGUUGUGUGCCUUCAAGUCGUUUCUGACUUAU
Messenger RNA from Sceloporus undulatus (fence lizard), 2728 nucleotides. It is a transcript of the gene SYT16, whose product is annotated as synaptotagmin 16. The coding region runs from base 16 to 1941 and encodes 641 amino acids. The transcript is spliced from 6 exons. The record is from RefSeq and is a predicted model, not a curated record. Lineage: Eukaryota; Metazoa; Chordata; Lepidosauria; Squamata; Phrynosomatidae.